Aspergillus udagawae is the source of this 158-nucleotide messenger RNA. RefSeq lists its product as uncharacterized. The transcript has a single exon. NCBI's taxonomy places the organism in Eukaryota, Fungi, Ascomycota, Eurotiomycetes, Eurotiales, Aspergillaceae. The annotation marks the transcript as partial. The record is from RefSeq and is a predicted model, not a curated record.
AUGGAGGACGAAGAAUGCCCUAAGCAGAAGUAUUAUGACGUGCAACGGGAACUCUCGCGUCUCGAUACGCGGCCCUUAUUGACGCUGUUCUUUUCGGACGCUCGUCUUGCUGCUUUAAACGGCUUCCUUAACAGAGAGGGGCUUAUGUAUAGCCACCU